Messenger RNA from Nerophis lumbriciformis (worm pipefish), 1905 nucleotides. It is a transcript of the gene calcoco2, whose product is annotated as calcium binding and coiled-coil domain 2. The record is from RefSeq and is a predicted model, not a curated record. NCBI's taxonomy places the organism in Eukaryota, Metazoa, Chordata, Actinopteri, Syngnathiformes, Syngnathidae.
UAUGUUUAUGUAUGUUCAAAUAUCGUACAUCCUGUUUGAUAUUAAAUUAAAUGAGUUUUUUUUUAAAUCUGUGAUUUGUUCCGGGGCGUGUCAAACGUCAUUUUACGGCGUUUCUCGACUAGUUUAGAAAUCUCCGAGUGUACGUGAAGGCAUCGGAGCGGCUGACACACAGCAGGUGUGAUGGCGGACAGUAGUCCACAACAAGUGACAACAAACAUCAUGCACAAGUCCACUCCUGCCUUCUCGCAGGUGGCGUUUAAGGACAUCCCGCACUCGUACUCGCCGUGCAGCCCCGUCACCUGCAGCUACACCCUCACUGCGCCCUUCCAGGCCAGCAGCCGCGACUGGGUGGGCAUUUUCAAGGUGGGCUGGAGCACCACCAAGGAUUAUCACACCUUUGUGUGGGUGGAGCCAUGUGGGGACCAGCAGCCAGUGAGCAGGCAGGCGUGUUUCAAAGAUUACUACCUGCCCAAGGAUGACGUGGACUUCUACCAGUUCUGCUACGUGGACAGCUCGGGCCACGUGUGCGGCGCCAGCACGCCGUUCUGCUUCAAAACUCAGACGGAGCCAAGUGCAGAGUCCACGUUAGACAAUGACCUCUGGGUUAUUACCACACAGCACCAAGUGGACGAGAGCGUUCGAGAGAAGGCGGCUCUGAAGGAAGCGGCGGAUCGCAUCAGAGAAAAGAACGAAGAGAUGCAGAAAGAUCUGCAGGACGAGAGGCGGCAAGUCGGCAUCUUGGAGGAGCAGAAGAAGCAGCACAGCCAGGAGAAGUCUGAGCUGGAGAGAGAACUUUCAGAGACGAAGGCUCAGAAUCAACAAUUAGAAAACACGGUGCAGCAGCAAAAGCAAGAAAUGGACAGCUUGAAGCACCAAGUGGACGAGAGCGUUCAAGAGAAGGCGGCUCUGAAGGAAGCGGCGGAUCGCAUCAGAGAAAAGAACGAAGAGAUGCAGAAAGAUCUGCAGGACGAGAGGCGGCAAGUCGGCGUCUUGGAGGAGCAGAAGAAGCAGCACAGCCAGGAGAAGUCUGAGCUGGAGAGAGAACUUUCAGAGACGAAGGCUCAGAAUCAACAAUUAGAAAACACGGUGCAGCAGCAAAAGCAAGAAAUGGACAGCUUGAAGCAGGAGACGCUGGCCCAGAUGACAAGUCAGAUGCAGAUCCAGGAGAACCCUGCUGGGAGCACACCGGGCUGCGAUGAAGAAGGCGGCGGCGGCGGCGAGUGUGAUGACGGUCAUUUAGGACAAACCGAGCUGCAACUGAGAGAAGCUCAGGCCGCCAUCGCAGAGAAGGAAGUCUUGAUGGAGGAGAAGGAACAGCUGAUGUUGACUAUCAGACAUCAAAACGACAUGCUGACUCAAGAGAACCAAAACCUGAGAAGAGACGUGGAGGAGCUGCGCAGGAUGUUGAAGGAACUUCCUACGGCCGCACUCACCCUCUCGCCGCAGCAUGAGGUCACAGCGUCCCCUGGGGGUGAACUCAUACAGACCGAUGCGGGCCAGACGCGCGACCCCUCGUAUGACGACCUGCCCGUAGUGAGCAUCACCGAGGACGAGGACGAAGACAAGCCGGUGCUGUCAUGCCGUCACUGCCUGGAAAGUUUCCCGGGGAUGUCUCGGGCGGAGGUGGAGGAACACGAGCGCAACCACCAGGUGUGUCCUUUCUGUACGCUCAUCUGCGACAACAUGGAGCAGUCGGUGUUUGAAGACCACGUCUACAGUCACGAAAUGUGAUGUCAGAACAAAAAGGGCUUGACAAACGCCACUGAAGCGUUCGCAGUGGAACGGGAAUCUCCAGAACAUCAGGGAUUGUUUAUUCAAAGGGUCUUAAUGAAAUCACAACAUAUUUCUAUUUUGGAUAAUUAAUCUAUUGACAUAAAAAUACAAAUAAACCCUCUUCUUUCAAAA